This is a messenger RNA of Staurois parvus, 351 nucleotides long. NCBI's taxonomy places the organism in Eukaryota, Metazoa, Chordata, Amphibia, Anura, Ranidae. The record is from the annotation of a GenBank genome assembly.
UUAUGUGGCAGAGAAAAUCGGAGGCCUGUGCCGUAAGAAGGAGGAAGAUGUGGCUCCGGUCCCGUACUCAUGCCCAAUAACAGCAAAGCCGAAAUUCAAUGGUUCUCCCGAACAAGUAACAACAGUGAAUUCAGAAACCCAAAAACAAAAUGUCCCCAAAGAAGAUCCACCAGCCAAGUCAUGCAGAUCCUGAGGGUAGUGGGACCCAGUCAUUUGGGCUGGGCAAGAACAACACUUUAACCUCCUAAAGUUGGAUCCAUGCUCCUCAACCUUCAUCCUUUGUUCCAGUUUAGAACCCAGGGGCGUCAACAAAUUAAUUUCCUUUAUUGGUGAUGGUACCUGUUGCUUCAU